GGCGCCAGGCCGCGUACAGCGGAGCCCCGGGGGCGGCGGCGGCGGGCAGUUGUGCGAGUGCCGCGCCCCGGGUGUGACCUGUGUCGCUUCCUCCUCCUCCUCCGUCCACCUCGGCCUCCACCACCACCACCACCAGCAGCAGCAUGUGGCCACCUACAGAAUCGUCAUGGGUUGCAUAGAGAGCAAGAAGGUCAUUGAUAAUGUUAGCGGCGGCGGCGACAUUAAGACAGUGUACCACAUCGAGGACGUCUUCGAGGAGAAGUACAAGGGCGUGCCUGGAGGGUCAGCCACGGAGACAGAGGUCAAGUGUGAGCUGAGGGUCGAGAACGACUCCAACCUGGCCGAGAGGAUCAGACUCGACAGACAGAUUAACAAGAACAGCAAAUUCAAGGCCAAAUACGAUCCCCGGAUCACGGCCAAGUACGAUAUCAAGGCCCUGAUCGGUAACGGCACCUUCAGCAAGGUGGUGAGGGUGGAGAACAGACAGACCAAGCAGCCUUAUGCCAUCAAGAUGAUCGAGUCGAAGGAAGGUCGCGAGGCCUUUGAGGCCGAGCUGGCCAUCCUGCGGCGCGUCAAGUGUCCCUACAUCAUCCACCUGGUGGAGGUGUUCGAGGGGCUCGACAAGAUCUACAUGGUGAUGGAGCUGGCGACAGGAGGUGACCUCUUCGAGAAGGUGAUGAGUCGCGGGCCGUUCUCAGAGCGGGAGACAGUGAAGGUGCUGAGGAUGGUGCUGGAGGGCGUGAAGUACCUGCACGGGCUGGGCAUCACCCACAGGGACCUCAAGCCUGACAACCUUCUCUACUACCACCCUGGCAACGACUCCAGACUCAUGAUCACCGACUUCGGUCUGGCGCACACCAGGAAGUCCGCGGACGACGUGCUGAUGAGCACCAUCUGUGGGACGCCGGAGUACAUCGCGCCAGAGAUGGUGGCCAGACGCCUCUACACCAACGCCGUCGACCUGUGGGCCGUGGGCGUCAUCACCUACAUCCUCCUGCGCGGCGACUUUCCCUUCUUCGACAGGGAGAGAAUACGCUUAUACAAGAAGAUUCUCAAGGGCAGGUACGCCCUGUCUGACGAGGUGUGGGAGGAGGUGAGCGAGAGCGGGCGGGACUUCGUGCGUCGGGUGCUGGAGGUCAACCCACAGUUGAGGUUGACUGCAGUAGAGGCACUAGCACAUAAAUGGAUCCUCGCCCACCACUCUUCCACCUCACAACAGUCACAGUCACCUGGGGGUUCGUGGAGUCGGCGCUCAUCCUCCCACUCAUCCAGGUCUGCACGUUCAGCCACAUCACUACGGACAGUACGCAGACGUGUCAAGCCUCAGGAACUGGAGAAGUUGAACCAAUCGCUGCUUUCAUCCAUUGCUCGCCCCACUCAGCACCCUGCGUACAUGUCCUGAGAGUAACCUGGCCAGUGAUAACCGAGUAACUUAUUACAUUUCUCAUUGCCACAGUUGCCGAAGUGUUUGUGUUGCUGCAGUGAACACAGCAGGCACUGGUAUCUUAUUUACCUUGGUGGGACCAGUUAGUAUAUUGAUUAAUGAAAUGUUCAUUAAGGAUAAUUUUCUGUGAUUCUAAGAGAUUAUUUUGAAACCACCCUUCAUGGUUAAAAAACUGUUAACAUUGUGCGUUGUAAUUAAUGCUGUAUCUCGCCUCUUACAGCUUCAUGCUGUGAAGGCAUAUUAUAUGAACAGUGCAAUGAGAACAGCUCCAGCAUACCUGUACUAGCACUGUUAGCAGUCACUAUUGCCAGAUUAUGCCAUGAGCAUAUUUCAGUGCCAGCCAUUCAUCACAUGCUCUGUGAUGUGAUUAACACAUCUGGAAGUAAUGCAUUGCUCGUGAUCGGCAGUCGGCAAACAAAUAUUAACUUCUGUUUAAUAUCAAUAGAUGUAUGGAAAAUAUUUUUAUAUAUAAUAGAGAAAUUGGAAAAUAAAUGAUGGUGAACACUGGAAAGUGUCAAGUCUUGCAAUGCUAGACUUAAAUAUUUUUUACUGUGAGUGCAAUUCCUGAAAAGCAUAAUAAUUGUGAUUGGUAAGUGAUGGAAUGUUAUUAAUGAAUGAAAGAAUUUGGUUUAACAAAUGUAUGAAGAUUUUUAAUUGAUGCAUCAAUUGGAAACUAGAUUUUUAAGGAUAAAAUACUGUUGAAAUACUGUUGGGUGUUAUGAGUAUAGCAUAUAUAUUUUCUAAUAUACAGGUUUCAUUUUCCAGCACUUUUAUUCCUGAACUCUGCUACUUUUUGUGUGUUUGUGUUGCAUUGCAACAUUUGUCUACCAUAGAUCAGUCUUAUUGACUGCACAGACACUUGCAAACAUGUACGUAUUCACAUACACAAACAUGCAUUCAUGUACACACAAACAUACAUACAGGGCUUCUCAGCCAAGCAGAUGGCACUUAGGGGUCAUAUUCCUAGGUUCUCUGGUUCAAUUUCUGGCCGAGGCAAAAAACAAAUGAGCAAUUUCUUUCACCUGAUGCCUCUGUUCACCCAGCAAUAAAUAGGUACCUAGGAGCUAGACAGCUGCUAUGGACUGCAUCCUGGGGGAUGUGUGUGUGU
Messenger RNA from Procambarus clarkii (red swamp crayfish), 2552 nucleotides. Its product is annotated as serine/threonine-protein kinase H1 homolog. Gene Ontology annotation, biological process: protein phosphorylation. NCBI's taxonomy places the organism in Eukaryota, Metazoa, Arthropoda, Malacostraca, Decapoda, Cambaridae. Gene Ontology annotation, molecular function: ATP binding; protein kinase activity. The record is from RefSeq and is a predicted model, not a curated record.